Molecule: messenger RNA, 1216 nt
Organism: Nannochloropsis gaditana CCMP526
Gene: PURM
Product: phosphoribosylformylglycinamidine cyclo-ligase
Exons: 4
Coding region: 170-1216 (348 amino acids)
Biological process (GO): adenine biosynthetic process; 'de novo' IMP biosynthetic process
Cellular component (GO): cytosol
Molecular function (GO): phosphoribosylamine-glycine ligase activity; phosphoribosylformylglycinamidine cyclo-ligase activity
Source: RefSeq, a predicted model, not a curated record
AGUUUUUGCCCGCUGUAUCAAUAUAUAUUAUCCCGCCGUACUGCGUCUAAAGAGGACAAACGGGAACGUCAACGACGAACGACCUCCUCCCCCCGGUCCUCCCGCUCUCACAAGACUGAGUGAAGACAAUUCAAAAAGCAUCGUGCGAGAGUCUGGGUAAACUUCAGACAUGACUGAAGAAUCGUCAGAACGAUAUGCGGGCCGCGGAGUCUCCUCGACCAAGUCUGAAGUGCACAACGCGAUUAAAAAAAUAGACAAGGGCUUGUACCCUCUUGCGUUUUGCAAAAUCAUCCCCGACGUCCUCACCAACGAUCCAGAAUGGGCCCUAGUAAUGCACGCAGACGGCGCGGGCACCAAGUCCUCCCUGGCGUACAUGUAUUGGAAGGAAACCGGGGACCUGAGUGUCUGGAAAGGCAUUGCCCAAGACGCACUGAUCAUGAACCUGGAUGACCUGCUCUGCGUGGGUGUCACGGACAACAUCCUCCUUUCGUCCACGAUCGGACGCAACAAGCACCUGAUCCCGGGGGAGGUGCUCGCCGCCAUCAUCAACGGCACGCAGGAGCUCUUGGAAGAGCUGGGCAAGUGGGGAAUCCAGAUAACGAGCACGGGGGGGGAAACGGCGGACGUGGGUGACCUGGUCCGCACGAUCAUCGUGGACUCGACCGUGACGGCUCGGGUCAGACGGAGCGACAUCGUCGACAAUGCCAGGAUUCAAGCAGGUGACCUCAUCGUCGGACUUGCCUCCUACGGCCAAGCUGCCUACGAAGACGGCUACAACGGGGGCAUGGGCUCCAACGGCCUCACCUCCGCCCGGCACGACGUCUUCAACCGGAGCCUCGCGACGAAGUACCCGGAGUCCUUCGACCCCCAGUUACCUUCCUCCCUCGUAUACACUGGCAGCAAAAAUUUGACCGACUCAGUGGACGGGGCGCCGUUGGAUGCAGGGAAGCUCGUCCUGAGCGCGACUCGAACCUAUGCGCCUGUAAUCAAGCGAAUUCUGGACAAGCACCGGUCGGACAUCCAUGGGAUGGUCCACUGCUCGGGCGGAGCCCAGACGAAAAUUUUGCAUUUUUUGCGCGAAGGUUUGCAGGUGGUAAAAGACGCCUUGUUUCCCAUCCCUCCUUUGUUCACGAUGAUCCAGGCGGAGUCAGGGACCGAAUGGAAGGAGAUGUACCAGGGAGGCGUCGAUGUGGCCGGGCCUGUGCCCCUGUCUUGA